Racocetra persica is the source of this 394-nucleotide messenger RNA. Lineage: Eukaryota; Fungi; Glomeromycota; Glomeromycetes; Diversisporales; Gigasporaceae. The record is from the annotation of a GenBank genome assembly.
GCCUUCUUUGUAAUGGGUUUUCAUAUUAAAAAAUGUGCAAGCAUUUCUUUAGAAGUUCAAAACUAUCUUAUUAAUGCUCAAAAUUAUCAACAACAACAUUUUCAUGAUACAAGAGAGCAACAAGAUGUUUUAUCAGAAAUAUUAAUUAUAUCCUCUAUAUCAGUUUCGAAUUGUAGCAGUAAUAAUCAAGUAUCUAUGCAAUUGCUAUUAGAUAUAAACAAAUCAAAUCAAUUAUUAUUGAAAGGUAUAAUUGAAGGUGGUGCAUCUUUUUCUCUUGUAGAUUCAGAAAUUUACACUUAUGGAAAAAGUCAAACAUCUCAAGUAAUUUUUGAAGAUUUGAAAAAUGGUUUAAUACAAGUUAGUCUUGAAAAAGUUAAUGCAAUUAUUACUAAUA